AUGAAUUUUUUUAACUUAUUUUCAAACAUUUGUACACCAAUGAAAUUCGUAUUUUUUGUUGUAUUUCUUUUAACAACAAAUGGAUAUCAUUGUGAUUGUACACCAACUGGCAUUAACGUUGACAACGAAUUUAUUCCUUCAAAUUGUUCAGUAACAACAAAUUCUGUUUGCUUUUCUUCGGAUUUAGAAUUCUCGUCUGUGUUGUUAAAAAUUAAUACAAUUGUUGUUACUAACAACACAAAAUUUUAUUCUGAUUUUGAUAAAAACUGGCAGAACACUCAAACUCUUCAAAUUGCAAAGGAUAUGAAAUUGCUCUGUGUAAUUAAUUUAAAAAUAAUUGAAACACCGAUCAUUAAACCAAAUGCCACAAUUAAUCUUAUUAACUAUACAAGUGUGUUCGGGAGAAUGUCAAUUGCUGGAAACCUUACUUUGAUCGAUCCGGAAUUAAACAACCCAAGAAUUAUCAUAUGGAAUUCAACGUAUCUUCAACUCACUUUUAACUACUCUGACAAACCUGAUUUUGAUAUUGUGAAUCCAACGGGUGACACAAAGUGUUUUGAUGUCAUUUCACUGAAUGAAAAUUACAAUUUAGAUACAUCAACCAAUCAAGACCAUAUCACAUCGGACAUAUUUGAAUAUUCAUACAACUUUAAAACGGGUAAAGGGUACCUCAUGUCAAACAAGAAGUUAAUAAGAUUUUGCCCAAACAAUACACCUCUUGACAAAGAAGUUGUUUGUAUUUUGAAACAAAAUAAUUAUACUACAUAUACAUCAACAAUGGAAGGCGCGUUUGACUAUCCACACUGUCCAUGUAAUGAAGAUCUUAAUGUGAAUUGUAAUCUUAAAUUUGCAAGUGGAUUAACUUGGGUUGACAUGUCUGAUUAUUAUUAUUAUUUCUAUAACACUGAAUUGUUGAUUGAAAAAGAUAUAUUUUUAAAAAUACAAACUAUGGAUUAUUUUAAACAAUCACUGUUUAUGAUUAUGUAA
Messenger RNA from Entamoeba invadens IP1, 987 nucleotides. RefSeq lists its product as hypothetical. The transcript has a single exon. The record is from RefSeq and is a predicted model, not a curated record. NCBI's taxonomy places the organism in Eukaryota, Evosea, Mastigamoebida, Endamoebidae. The coding region runs from base 1 to 987 and encodes 328 amino acids.